Molecule: messenger RNA, 276 nt
Organism: Microthlaspi erraticum
Lineage: Eukaryota; Viridiplantae; Streptophyta; Magnoliopsida; Brassicales; Brassicaceae
Source: the annotation of a GenBank genome assembly
AUGGUAUCAGAGCCUUUGAUCUACCCUAAGUUUCUUCUCUUCUUCUUCUCCUCUGCCAUGGCAAACACAACUCCUCUUGUUACUGCUACCACUGAUUCCAUCCCAACAACUGAGGGAUCUCUCCUCAACGUCAUCACGUCCAACAUCGCUAAACUCAAUGCUUCCAACUACCUGAUGUUGAGUUGCCAGGUCCACGCCCUACUCGAUGGCUACGACCUAGCCUUCUACCUCAAGGAAUCAACAAUGUUUGCGCACAGAACUUUCUUACAUUGUUAG